Messenger RNA from Oncorhynchus mykiss (rainbow trout), 1320 nucleotides. NCBI's taxonomy places the organism in Eukaryota, Metazoa, Chordata, Actinopteri, Salmoniformes, Salmonidae. The record is from RefSeq and is a predicted model, not a curated record.
AUGUGUGGUAAAGAGGCCGACUGUGAAGAGGCCCACCGUAAAGAGGCCCACCGUAAAGAGGCCCACUGUGAAGAGGCCGACUGUGAAGAGGCCCACCGUAAAGAGGUCAACUGUAAAGAGGCCCACUGUGAAGAGGCCGACUGUGAAGAGGCCCACCGUAAAGAGGUCCACUGUAAAGAGAAGCACUGUAAAGAGAACCACUGUGAAGAGGCCCACCGUAAAGAGGUCCCCUGUAAAGAGAACCACUGUAAAGAGAACCACUGUGAAGAGGCCCACCAGACCCACUGUAAAGAGGCCCACUGUGAAGAGGCCGACUGUGAAGACGCCCACUGUAAAGAGAACCACUGUAAAGAGGCCCACUGUGAAGGGGUCCACUGUAAAGAGAAGCACUGUAAAGAGAACCACUGUGAAGAGGCCCACCGUAAAGAGGUCCCCUGUAAAGAGAACCACUGUAAAGAGAACCACUGUGAAGAGGCCCACCAGACCCACUGUAAAGAGGCCCACUGUGAAGAGGCCGACUGUGAAGACGCCCACUGUAAAGAGAACCACUGUAAAGAGGCCCACUGUGAAGGGGUCCAUUGUGAAGAGGCCCACUGUAAAGAGGCCCACUGUGAAGAGGUUCACUGUGAAGAGGCCCACUGUAAAGAGGCCCACUGUGAAGAGGUCCACUGUAAAGAGGUCCACUGUGAAGAGGCCGACUGUGAAGACGCCCACUGUAAAGAGAACCACUGUAAAGAGGCCCACUGUGAAGGGGUCCAUUGUGAAGAGGCCCACUGUAAAGAGGCCCACUGUGAAGAGGUUCACUGUGAAGAGGCCCACUGUAAAGAGGCCCACUGUGAAGAGGUCCACUGUAAAGAGGUCCACUGUGAAGAGGCCCACUGUAAAGAGGUCCACUGUGAAGUGGCCCACUGUAAAGAGGUCCACUGUGAAGAGGCCCACUGUAAAAAGGUCCACUGUGAAGAGGCCCACUGUAAAGAGGUCCACUGUGAAGAGGCCCACUGUAAAGAGGUCCAUUGUGAAGAGGCCCACUGUAAAGAUAACCACUGUAAAGAUGUCCACUGUAAAGAGAACCACUGUAAGGAGGCCCACUGUGAAGAGGCCCACUGUGAAGAGGUCCACUGUGAAGGGGCCACUGUGAAGAGGCCCACUGUAAAGAGGCUCACUGUGAAGAGGCUCACUGUGAAGAGGCCCUCUGUGAAGUGGCCCACUGUGAAGAGACCCCCUGUGAAGAGGCCCACUGUGAAGUGGCCCACUGUGAAGAGCCCAUUCAUGACAGUGUCCUACUCUCACUUUAGAAUUGCACACCUAGAACACAGCUAA